Messenger RNA from Gopherus evgoodei (Goodes thornscrub tortoise), 9922 nucleotides. RefSeq names its product LIM domains containing 1 (gene LIMD1). Gene Ontology annotation, biological process: regulation of DNA-templated transcription; response to hypoxia; cytoskeleton organization. The transcript is spliced from 9 exons. The record is from RefSeq and is a predicted model, not a curated record. Gene Ontology annotation, molecular function: transcription corepressor activity. Bases 478 to 2607 code for a protein of 709 amino acids. NCBI's taxonomy places the organism in Eukaryota, Metazoa, Chordata, Testudines, Testudinidae. Gene Ontology annotation, cellular component: transcription regulator complex; adherens junction; nucleus.
CCGAGCAGCGCCCCGCCCGGCCCCGGCGCUCGCCCCCGGAGGAGAAACUCCUGCAGCCGCCGCCUCGCCGGGGCAGGCGACGAGGCCACCCUCCGUCCUGCUAGUGGCUGAGUAAGCCCUGAUUGCAGGGUGAACGGGAAAUCUCCUUAAUCGCCAUCGUCGCCUCUGGGUCUGGAGCCCGUUCAGAUCUUGCUUCUUCGAGGGGGGUAGAAGAUACAGCUGCUUCUGACCCGGGUUAUUAAGGGGAGAUACACCCUGAAGUUUGUUUUCCUCGUUUUUGCGUAUGCAAGAAAAUUGAUUAUUUUUACAAAGCACGUAAACUUGUGUAACCUUUUUCUGAGUGGAGGACCGAGUGGACAUGAACCUGAGGAUCACAAAGUAAAGUGGAUUCAGUACUAACUGCUCCUACAGUCCUGGAUGGCUUGUAGCUUUUUUUAAGUUUAGCCCUGGGAGGGAGACACUAGUGAAUUUGCAAAAAUGGAUAGUAAAUAUGAUGAUCUGGGCCUAGAGGCAAGUAAAUUUAUAGAAGAUCUCAAUAUGUAUGAAGCCUCCAAGGAUGGACUUUUUCGGGUGGACAAAGCUGUUGGCAACAACCCAGAAUUUGAGGAAACCAGGAGAGUUUUUGCCACUAAAAUGGCUAAAAUUCAUCUCCAAAAACAACAACAGCAGCAACAAGAAGAGGAGCUGAUGUUGGCUGACUCUAGCUCUCUAAAUGGUGGGGCCAAUUUUGGUGUCCAGCAGCAGUUUCCAAAUCAUCCUGUGCCUGGAGUAGCUGCAGGGGCCACUAAAUUGCAUUCAGGAGAAAAUAUUGCCAAACCUCCUCUGGCCACAGCAUCAGUGUGUGCAGCACACCAGCUUGCUUUUCCACACCACCCACAAGCUGUUCCUGAUGGGCAGCGAACAAAAUUAUACCAAGAUGGCAAAACAGCUAGCAAAGAAUAUGGCUAUAGAGAGAAUCUGGGGGAUUCUGAGGUCUCUGAAGGACACGGGUUCCACAGAGCAGCCCAUGUGAAUCCCAGCACUACAAAGCCAUCUUUUCCUUCUCUUCCCCAUGGACAGCAUUAUAAUGAGAAUCAGACAGGCAUCCCUGCUUGGAGAGGAGAUGCUGGUAAGUUUUCCAUCCCAAAAUCUGGUUUGGGGAAUUUACGAUCCAAUGUUAAUCAUAAUGAUCAGCUGCCAAGGAGUCCUACAAAAACCCAAGGUGAUCCUCACCCGUACCAGCAUCAGAAGUCACUGAGCUCCUGCAGGUCUUCUGAAAGUGGGUAUGGAAGCCAGGAAAAUGGGAAUGAAAGCAACAGACUCAGUCGAGGCUAUGACCAAAACUCAACUGGUCAGAGAUCUUCCUCUUUCUCACACACUCUGACCCCCUUUUCCACUUCAACAGGGUUUGAUGAUGAGACCGCAGUGGGAUUUCCACAGCAGAGAUCUUCCUCAUUCUCAGCCCCAUCGACAUUGCCUGCACAAGGGUUUUCAGGUCUGUCUGAUCAAUUUAGCCCAAACCCUGAGAGUGAGAUGCUACCUUCUGGCACACCACACAAAAACAGUCAUGACCACCCGUUAUGGUACCAUGACAAUUCUAGUUCUUCCAUGUCUAGUUCAGCUCCUACUCCGUUGCCUCCAAGCGUAGAUUAUGAGCAAGCCAGUGCUUGUCCCAAGGCUACAGCCCAUUUCAUAGUUCAUGGUCAAAAUCACAGGCUUAAUUGUCCUGGCUCUGGCAUAAGUCCUGAGCAGAAUUCCAUCAACGUAGCUUCACAUGGACCAAUGAUUUCUGAUGCUCCAAGGUCUCCAUUUAAAGAGGGUAUAAGCAGUCUGCAGCAUGACUCAGGACAUCAGGAAAAUUCCAGUUCUACAAAAGUAAAAUUACCCUGUCAGACCCUCCUUCCACAGCAGGAACAAGGGCCGUCUGCAGCUGAAUUAAAAUUGGAAGCACUUACCCAGCGUCUGGAGCAAGAGAUGGAUGCUCGUCCCAAGGCUGACUACUUUGGAACCUGCGUGAAGUGCAGCCAAGGUGUGUAUGGAGCAAACCAGGCUUGCCAAGCUAUGGGGAAUCUCUACCAUGAUGGCUGCUUCACCUGUGGAGCAUGCAGUCGAAAACUGAGAGGAAAAGCCUUUUAUUUUGUUAAUGGAAAGGUGUUCUGUGAAGAAGACUUUCUGUAUUCAGGUUUCCAGCAGUCAGCUGACAGGUGUUUCAUUUGUGGCCAUUUGAUAAUGGACAUGAUCCUGCAGGCUCUUGGGAAAUCAUACCAUCCAGGCUGCUUCCGUUGUGUGAUCUGUAAUGAAUGUCUGGAUGGAGUGCCAUUCACUGUAGACGCUGAGAACAAAAUCUACUGCGUCAGAGAUUACCACAAAGUUUUAGCUCCAAAAUGUGCAGCAUGUGGACAUCCCAUUCUGCCGACUGAGGGGUCUGAUGAGACAAUUCGGGUUGUGUCCAUGGACAAGGAUUACCACGUGGAAUGUUAUCACUGUGAGGAUUGUGGGAUGGAACUCAAUGAUGAAGAUGGACAUCGCUGUUAUCCGCUCGAUGAACAUUUGCUUUGCCACUCCUGUCACCUGAAGCAUAUAGAGAAAGGCACGACUCCAGCAGCUGUGUACCAGCGUCACUACUAGUCAGUACUGCUAAUUCCAAGAAUUAGCCUGUCGGAGGACUUGUUACAGUACACAUUUUUCCCCAGUUGAUUUCCAGUAUGCAUUUUCCCCAAUCAGUAGUUUACAGUAAGAGGAUACAGUGACAUUAGCUAGAUUUUUUUUCCAAGGUUUGUAUGUGUGUGAGCUCCACUCGUAUCACAGAUAUGUUUAUUUGAACAUGUAAUGUUUUCCAGGCUGGUCGAUUUCUUUUCCCGUGCCUUUUUCUGAUCUCAAGAGCUACUGAAAAAUCUUCCCAAGUGAAAGUAAAGAGAAGUACAACCGUCUGUCACAUCAGUGAGUUCGUAUCAUGUCAUGCACAAUUAAUAAGCCACAGACCUCUCUGCCUGCCUGCUGGAACAUAUCUUCAGUCUGUGAAGUGGUUUCUGACAAGCAUGUUUCAUCAAAUCCUCCAAGGAUAUCAGUUUAUUAAUACUGAUUCUAAGAAUCUUUAUAGUUCUUUAGAAAAAGGUUUCUGUGCACAAAAGCACUUUCAGAGCUUUCAGUUUGUUCCCAGAACUCCAAUGCCAGCCUGGCUGUGAAAUGGUUGUGAUGCAGAAUAGCAAUCUGAGCACAAACAAACCAGGCAUCUCACUUGGCUGCUGAAUGUCCACAUCCUAAUAAUAAUUUUUUUUAAACCGGAGCAAGAUAUACAAAGCCAUCUUGGUAAAUAUGGUCACCUAUGCUGUUGCUUGUGCAUUAGCAUGGUACGCUAGGAUGACUUUGUUGCAUAAAGUCUGAGCAGCAAAUUACGUUUGAAAAUAUCUGGAUGCUGAAAAUAUGUACGUGACGGCAAUCUGUCUCCCAUUAUCUCUUGCAAAAGUCACUUUAGAAAAGAGCUCUGUGCACACAGACACUUCCUAAGCUUUUCAUUUUGUCCAUGAAGCUCAGACAUCAACACUGCUGUGAAAAAGGUGUGAGUCAGGAGGGCUCAGUACUCACUUCUACAGUGUUUAUCCAGCUCAGACCUAUUUCAUAAUUAUGCCUAUUUAGAGUUCUGGGAACAGAUUCAAGAGCAUGAUGAAGGCUUCAUGUUUGCAGAGAUUUAGAGCGUAACUCUGCAACCAUCACUUGUGAGUAAGCCCAUUGACACAAAUGGAUUUGCUCACAUGAAUAAGGAUUACUUACGUGAACUGGGCUUGCAGGAUUAGAUCCUUACUUUUUUGUUCCAUUCAGAAAGCAAAAAUGGCAGAUGUUUUUCCUUUUUAAACACCCAUGCCUUUUAAUCAAAGAAAAUGCCUCCCAGUGGGUGCACAGCUAUGUGUGUGUUAAAUAUGCGAUAGAUAUUAUUUGCAUACUGUGUGUACUAAAGCUUUGUAGAAACUGGUAUACAGGUACAUUUUCUUUUUAUUUAAAAAACCAGCUGUUUCCACUGCUGUUUAGUAUCUGUGAACUGACAUCCCCAAUGUAUCCUAACUGUAUUGAAGGCUAAUUAAAUGCUAACUAAAUCCUUUUGCAUCAGAGCUAAGCUAUUUCUACAACCCUGUUUGAUAGUAUAGUGUACGGUUUCCUCCAAGAUCCACCAUGAAAGAGUGCUGACUAAAAUAGCUAACCAGUGGUAACUACAUUCCAGGAAUGAGCCGGAGCAAAGUAGCAAUAUUCUUCAACCAAACAUCUCUUCCAGUAACAACUUUCUUUUGCUAGCUAAUUGCUUGAAGUUAAAAAAAAAAAUAAAAAAAAAAAUAGGGCCAGUUUUUGCCACUCUUACUCCCACUGUAUAGUAUCUUACUCCAGGAGUAAUCCUACUGAAAUGAAUGGAGGAAUAAAGUAUUUCUCAGCUAACAGUGGCAGAAUCUGGCUCACGUUUGAUAUUCUAAUAUAUACAUUCCUCCCGCUCCUGGCCCUCCAUUUUUCUCCCCCAGUAUCCUUAGCCUAGAGCUGAGAGGAGCCAAUCCUGAAAGGUGAGAAGUGCUUCCUAGAAAUUGCUGAGUGUGCUCAACUUCACUUUGCAGAAUUGGGCCCAGCUGAUUCUUUUGUUUUUGUUUUGUUUUUCACCGAAUGUCAAGAGAGGGGCAUUUUGUCCCACAAAACUGUAGCUCUCAGCAUCCCAGCCAAAGUCACCCUCUGUCACUAUUUCCAAUGACAACAGCAACUUCCAGGUGCAGCAGUCACUCUGUUGUGAGGACAGAUAGGGCUCUUUCAAAGCUAUUGAUAAUGCUGUUCCUUGUUUCUUGUGGUAGAGGAUGCAAGAAAGCAGUGCAGAUAUGGUCUCCAGGCAAAUGGAGCAGAGACAAGCAACUUUCCCAUCUCCCCACUCUCCUUUCAUCCACCCCUCUUUCUUCCUCUCUCUCCUAUGCACACAGUAUCUCUAAGGUUGUCUAGAUUAGCGGAGGAAACUUUUGCUGGGUGUUUAACACCGUAAAAUAUUAAUCUCUAUUAACAAUUUAUUACAUAGCCUCAUUUGCCACAAUGUGAGUAGAAAUAAACGGAACCCAGCAACAGCAGAUUUUUAUGCUGAGAUGGUUCAGCCAGGGAAAGGUUUAAUCAGUUGUACAAGCAAGCGUAGUCAGUGGGAAGGGCGUUGGUUUAACAUCUGCAGGGGAGAACUAUGAUGCGAUUAGUAGUGAUGGGCAGGUUUCCAAUCCGAUGCCCUCAGUUUGCCCUAAUUGCCCUGCUCUGGCCACAAACCAGCCAAGGCUCUGGACUCUGAUUUUGGCCCAGAGCUCGAUCAGAUCAGCAAACACCCCAACAGAGCACAGCAAACUGGUUUUUAUGACCCCUCCAUUAGGUGAAUGCCUCUGCAUGUACUUCAUUGUGACUGCUGACCUUUGGGACGAUGCCACUGGAAUGAGGUUGGCAAGUAAGUCCUAUAACGAAGGCCAGAAAGGAUGGUUGGUUAGGGCUGUUCAGCGAGUUAUUGAGCAAGUGGGGUAGUUUAUCUCUGAAGCCCCAAUAUCCCCAAAGAUUUACAGCCUCCAGAUGAGUGAGGGAGGAAUAUUAUUAAGGACUGGUAGUCACUGCAUUAGUAUUGAGUGAAACAUUCCUAUGCUAGUGCCCUUGACUCUGAGGCAUGAUGGGGAGUUUUACUGUCGAUUUCAGCAGGAGCAGAAUCAGUUCCAAGAUGUACAAAAACUAGAACAUGGAACUGGAGGGCUCAAUAUGCAGCUGUUGAACAACAGGGAGGGGGAGGGGCGAUGCUGAUGCAGCAGCAGCGCUAUACACACGAAGGCUGAACCAGAUGUAGUAACGCAUAAGGACCAAAUCCUGUCAGGUGCUGAGCACCCUCAACUCUAUUUACCUUAGUGGAAGUGGAGGCUGCUCAGCUCUGCAGAGGAUCGAAGCCUGUAGUGCUUGCAGCCACACCCAGUAGGUGUUUGGAAAAAGCAGUUGCAAUCUAAGAUUGUGCCAAGGUGCAUGGGUGGGAAGCAGUGUAAAUUGGCAACUAAUGAACAUCACUGACUAUUCCUUGUAAACUAAAGCAUUCUGACUGGAGAAUAUAUGAAUAACUUUCAUAGGGAUGAGGCAUAAAUGCCAGGCCUGGCACUAGUGCUCUAUCCUCAAGAGAUCAGCAAUCCCAUGGCUAUGUUUUAUUAGUGAUACUGACUUUCAGAAAGCCACUGGUAUGCGUGCGUUUCUGGUCAUAAUUUGGGGAAGAUGUGAAAACACUAACAAGAACUGGACUCUCUUUUAAACACAAUAGACUCCUCAGUCAUUUAGGGCAACAUCUGCAUGAUGCAGAAUAGAGAUGAUUGGGUUAUUUUGGGCUGCAGUCAGACCAGAGGAAAUGCAAUCUCACAAGAAGUCUGCUCGUUGAUUUAAAAAUAUACCCAUGGAAAACUAGUCAAUGACACUCAAGUACAGGGCAACUUACUAUUCAAUAGAUAUUGGCGGCUUCUCCUUGGGUUUAAACUGUCACUCUCUUCUCUAACACUAAGAGGGAAGGGAAAUGAGAGAAUGAAAAGUUACUCUGUGGAAAGCCUCUCUUGGCCUGUCAUUCUGCUGUGAGUUACACUGGAGAAGACUUCUCUGAACUGAUGGAAAAUUCAGCCUCCGGUUCCACAUGGUGUCUUGUUUCUCAUGUGAGCAAUCCCAAAGCCCUCAUCAUUGGGGCAAUGGAGGAUUAUCCUACUUUCUUUGUUACAGUUCUAUAAAUUAUGAGUGAUGUGAACUUUUGUUUUCUCCUAGUGUAUUUACAGAGAGUUAGGCAGCAGCAUUAAGCAAUUGGGAAGGAGUGUAUAUGUUUGUGUUUGAAGCUAAAGUAUACUGAAUAAUUGCUCACCUACUUGUUUUAACUUGUACUGUUUGAUCUUUGUCAGUCUAAAUUAAUUCAAGAUGCUUUUUGUUCCUGUUAUUUAGAGGAAGAUAUUUACUGGUUUGUUUUAAAGUCUGAUGUACAUUUUCAUCUCUGAGUUACUUAUUUGCCAAGGCCCUCUUCCUCUCUGAAAGGAGUGGACACAGCAGAUUUCACUGGAAGGUGUGUGGGUGAGAAGGCUGCCUUUGCAGCAGCAUCUCCUAGCCCUGGAACCCAUGGAACUCCCUCUACAAAUACUCUGCAGGAUUUGGAGGAAUGGUAGUGGCAAGAGCUUGUCCUCAUCACAUUCUCCCCUUCCCAGGCUGUGGAUAUCUGAACCUAUGCUGAUGCUGCUAGUAGUGGCCCCAGGUCUGCACCCGUCUCUGCCAGGGGGUUUUAUGCAGGCCAGGGAGUCUGAAAGCUGUGCUGUCAGGGGAGAGGGAGGACCAGGACCUCUGAGGAACUGUGGAUUUCCUUCCUCAGGAACCCUGGAGAUCUGUGGGGUGAGAGGCCCUACUCCCUGCCCUCAAACACCUCCCUCAAGGGAAGAAUGCCAGAAAAUUCAGAGCCUGUAAGGUGCUAAGGAACCUACCUCCCACGGACUUCACGGGGAAUUGAGGGCACUCAGCACUUUGCAAGACCAAGCCUUCUGCAAGGUCAACCUGGCAGACUUUCCUGGGCCACCUGUACCUUUUGCCAUGGGAAUUUUGGCAGGAGAGGAAGAGUAGAUCUUAAGCAGUUUAAAGCUGCCUCUGUGGAGAAGUUAAGAGCAAGAUAGAGCUCUCACAAAGUGUGACAAAUUCUGGCUUAUUACAUGGCUUAUAAACAUCAUCUCUCUUCUCUUAACAUGCAUGUGCAAUCUUUUGUUAAACAAGUUCUUGAAAGCCGCAGUGUGCUCUGAAAGUUAGUCUAGUCUUUAUCUGCAGAAACACCUUUGCUCUUUUAAUUUACUUUUAGGGUAAAGGAUGUUUUGAGGUCUCCAUUUUGCAUAUGAUUAUUCAUUACAGCCAAAUAGUUAUUUAAAUGAGAAAUAUCUAGAGUUUGCUUUCAAAAACCAGGAUUUAAUAGAUUUUUAACUCAACUCAUGCCUUUAAACACACACAUUCUCUAUUAUUUAGAAGACUGUUGUUGGCUUAAAUUGGGAUUUUUGCAUAUAAUAUGGGGCAAGACAAAAAACUGCAGUAAAGACAUUUGUGUGUAUUUUAAAAUAACAGCAUGAAAAGUAGUUAAGGUCUAAAAGAUUCACAAAACUGCAGUGGCUACUAAAAGAAAGAGAGGGCCCAAUCCUGUGCCACUGAAGUCCAAUGGAGAUUUGUCAUUUAUUUCAAUGGGAGCAGAAUUGGGUCCUUGUUUAAAGAAGACUUACACUUGCUACGGAAAAGUUUUCCUUUUUUCCUAACUUCACCAUGUUGGCCCAAUCCUACAGAUGCUCUGAAUGUAGAACUGCUAUUGAUUUUGGCAACAGUUCUGCUUAUGGGCUGGUUGCCAAACUGAUCCUGAUGCUAAGAAAUCUCUCUCUCCUUUGAAGGAGUAUGCUUGUAUUUAACUUUUAUGUAUAUGAGUUGUCUUAUUGGAGUUAGUGGGCCUACUCGCGUACCCUGAAGUAAAGUAUGCGUGUAUAAGUUUUUGCAGAUCAGGGCCGAAAUUAUUUAAUGUAUGCAUGAUGCAGGUAUGGGAAUAAAUGGUAUACAGUUUGUUUUAAGUGGUCAUUUAAAUAUACCGGGGCCUCUUUAAGUAACUUAAACAGUGGGUGCUCAUUUAAAAAAAAAAAAGCAUGUUAUCAAACAAUGCUCUGGUUUUGGGUGGGAGAUACGGGGUGCUUAUGGUAAGAGAGGAGCCAAAAGUCUUUGUGGGGGGAAAUUGUUCAUCAUAUUACCAUAAAAUUAGUUGACAGAUUUUUUUUGAGAUUUUUUUUUUCCACCCGCUCUGUAGAGUGGACACAGCUCUGCUCUCUCUGACUUCAGGGCAAGGAGUAUCAGGCCCCAAAAGCAAAAUACCGUGUAUCCUCCUUCUGUCUUUGUGUAUGUCUGUGGCAUUACAGGGGGAUUGUGCUUUGUAUAAUAGAACUGCCAGGUAUAUUAUGGCACUGAGACCUCACCGUGGUGAUAGCAAGUAUCUCUAGGGUUUCCGGGCAAGCUUUUUUGUAGGUGAAUGUGGGAUUCAUUGGUCCUUAUACUGGGAUGCAUUAUUGUGUAAUACUGAUGAAGUCAUUGUCAUUACAAUAGGGAUGGAUUGGGUCAACAACAUAUGCUGCCCCCAUCUUAAAAACUGACUGAACAUCUGAAUCUGGCAGUUAGUCAGAAGACUUUCCCUUCUCCCAUCACAUGGCAAGUCCACUUUCUAUGACACUGGUUAUAUGGCACUGUUGUGUACACCUAAGAGAAGCAGACCUAGCAGUCUGCGUUCUCUGGUAGGCUUUGGAAAUACCCGCCUUUUGAAACAGCCCCUCAGAGGGCUCAUAGGGAAAUAAACUGACUGAGGAGAAUCAAAUUCAGGCUUCUCUAGCACUAAAAUUCCUGAGCCCACUAAAAGGGAAACAGGAGAUCGUGCAGCAGAGUGCACCACCUCCCAGCCUGAGGAAAGAAGUUAGGCAUAAUUUCUGCCCUAUGUGGAAAAUAUAAUGUAUAAGCUAGUGCCUUUAGAUGAUGGUUACCUCACAGAGACUGUGUCCCGUAUACUCUAGUGUUUGCUGCAAAGAUGAAUGAAUAACUUGCUUCUAGAACUAUUAUCAUGCCCUUACUAAUAUUGACUCUUAUUCCCAAUGCAGCUGGUCUGCAGUAUACACCCACACUUGAACUCAGGCACACACAGGAAUUACACUGCUUUCUACUCCAGAAAGUAAAUCCAGAACCCAGGUGGAAAUACUGAAUGGUACUAAUUUUUGUUGCCUUAAAACUCGGAUCCAGAAGAGAGUGUACUAGAACUGCUGUUCGUGUAUCUAACCUCGGCUACGUAUGAAUAUGUUUUUUUUCUUUUAUGCUGUUAAAUAUUUAUAAUGAAGGCCUGUAGCAAUGGCGAACCUUUUGGCCUGCUGUGAUUUCAGUGAUUAAAAAGAAUAUAAUAUAAUAA